CUGGCCGUUCCCACCUCAACAUAUUGUUGAGGUCCCGUUCCCGCUCCGGGCCGGCGUCGAAUGAAUUCAACAACCGUACCACGUUGGUCUGUCUCUCACUGAGACCAGCGACUCCAGCUCUCAGCCACCCAGACGCUGUAACUUGUCCAUCCUUUGCAUCAUCGCCAACUAUCCCAACCUGCUUCACCAUGCUCGUUUACGUCGUCUCUCGAUCGCGAGCAGCAUGACAGGCAAAUCUCCAAAGCUCCGGUUGACCUUCCUUCGUGGUAGGCGCCGUCACAACUACGGAUUUCCGCCCGAAGCUUUCGACUACACCAGACUUCCCGACGUCGACCGCGAGUUUGUCCCUCCCGAACACCUCGCUGCCUUCGCCUCCGCCCUCAGCGCCCCGGACCCGGUCAGCAGCCAUACCGACGAAACCUCGCUGUUGCGAAGCCCCGUCGCUCGAAGCGCGGCCAGCCUCGACUUGACCCGAUCGAUUUCGGCCGCAUCCGUUGAUGUAACAGGGGCCGCCGAGUCCGUCGCCGGCCAGAAUAGCGCUCAGAAUGGCAUGUUCAUCACCGCGCAAAAUGACUGGGCCCCGGUGAACCAGAAAGUCUCCAAGCACGGACGGAAGAAAAGGAGGAAGGCCACCAUCCUCGGACGCCGCACCGUGGAUGAGACCCGGGAAGGCUAUCUAUAUGGGCUACUCAAGUGGCCGUUUCUCUUGUUUGUGGGGAUGUGGAUUGUCGGGCUGGGCGCUUCGUAUCUGUUGACGAGGCUCUACAUCUUUCUGUACGAGCACUUCAUCGCCUGGAGGGGGGUUAGGGAGAGGUUACGCCGGAACAUGCGGGCUACGAGCAACUACGGUGACUGGGUCAAAGCGGCAAAGGAGAUGGAUGCGUUCUUGGGAAACCAGCACUGGAAAGAAGAGAACGAAUAUGCCUACUACGACUCUAAAACGGUCCGCCGCGUUUGGGAGCAACUUCGCAAUCACCGUAAGGCCGCUGAGUCACGGGAAGCGAACGGCUCGGGUGCCCCCGGCUACGAGAAUGGAGACGAGCCUAGCUGGCCCGCAGACGGCAAGGCCGUCGAGGAGCUGAAGGCCUUAACCGAAGCCUGUGUGAAAAACAACUUCGUCGGCGUUGAAAACCCCAGACUCUACAGCCAGACGUAUUAUGGGACGAAAAAUCUUGCUCAGAAUUUCAUAGAUGAAGUGGAGAAGAGUACCCGCUUCCUAAUCCAUACCGAGCAGUUAUCCUUCGACGAGAAGCGUGCCUUGUUCAAACGCAUGCAUGCGAACUACGGGCGCACCGCCCUCUGCUUAUCCGGCGGCGCUGCUUUUGCCUACUACCACCUCGGGGUCGUGAAAGCGUUGCUUGAAGCGGAUCUGUUACCGGACGUUAUUACCGGGACUAGCGGGGGUGCCUUGGUCGCCUCCCUCGCUGCAACGCGGACCAACGACGAGUUGAAGCAGUUGCUGGUGCCGGCGUUGUCAUGUAGAAUCAAGCCCUGCUCGGAGCCAAUAAGCACGUGGUUCCCGAGAUGGUGGAAGACCGGAGCGAGGUUCGAUUCGGUGGAUUGGGCUCGGCAAGCGAGUUGGUGGACCCGCGGGUCGAUGACCUUUAGGGAAGCAUACCAGCGAACCGGACGCAUUCUCAACGUCUCGUGCGUCCCGGCCGAUCCCCACUCGCCCACGAUCCUCUGCAACUACCUCACGUCCCCCGACUGCGUGAUCUGGUCGGCGGUCUUGGCGUCCGCCGCCGUGCCCGGUAUCCAGAAUCCGGUAGUCCUGAUGAUGAAAACUCGGGACGGGUCCUUGACUCCGUAUUCCUUCGGUCAUAAGUGGAAAGAUGGCAGCCUGCGAACGGACAUACCCAUCAAAGCGCUUAACCUGCAUUUCAACGUCAACUUCACCAUCGUUAGCCAAGUGAACCCGCAUAUAUCCCUCUUCUUUUUCUCGUCCCGGGGGGCGGUCGGCUCCCCGGUGACGCAUCGAAGGGGUCGUGGGUGGAGAGGAGGCUACCUGGGCUCCGCCACGGAACAGUACAUCAAACUCGACCUCACGAAGUGGCUCAAGGUGCUCAAGCAUCUAGAACUGCUUCCGCGACCGCUCGGCCAAGACUGGUCCCAGCUAUGGCUGCAGCAGUUCAGCGGCACCAUCACCAUCUGGCCGCAAGCGACGCCGAGCGAUUUCUGGAACAUCCUGACGGAUCCCGACUCGGACCGGCUAGCACGAAUGAUACACGAGGGUCAGCAGAGCGUCUUCCCGCGGCUCAAGUUUAUAUCGAAUCGGCUCAAAGUGGAGCGCCUGAUCGAGGAAGGCAGGCGGCUGACGCUCUCCGGGGUCAGGAGAGGCAGCAUCGAGAGCAUCAUAGACGAGGAGGACAUACGGAGCCUCCUACGCUCGAGCGGCGGCUCUACGGACGGCAAUGAAGACGACGACGACGACGACGACACCACAGAUCCUGACGAAGUCGACGAGGAAGUCAAACGGGGCUAGGUCAUUAGGAAAUACAGCCUAAUUCUCCGUUCCUUAUUCACAUUCGAGACUGAAAAAUUUUUCAUCGAAUUUUCCUGUGGGGGGGGAAGGCUUCUGGAAUUCGAAAACAAUUGCCAACUUGAUUAGAAUUGCAUUGCGCAAACAGCGGAUCAAGGCGUCAUUAUAGGAGGCGACUCCUUGGGAGGGGAACCUCCGGGGAGGCGUUGGUCGUUUGGAAAUAUAACCCUUUCUUUCGGCGGGCGUCCAUUUCCAUUUCCUCUUCGGUUGGCGGCAGCGUGGGAAACCUGGCUUUCUUACUUGCUCAUCUACCCAGGUAGAUACUAUUUCACGUGGCUACCUACACAAUGCGAUCUUCCUCUCCUGCCGCAUUCCGUCCCCAUCUCGCGCAUCUAGGCACGGUAUAUGCGGAGUAGUAUCCGUUAUUGUCA
Molecule: messenger RNA, 2910 nt
Organism: Durotheca rogersii
Lineage: Eukaryota; Fungi; Ascomycota; Sordariomycetes; Xylariales; Xylariaceae
Product: patatin-like phospholipase domain-containing protein
Exons: 2
Coding region: 224-2482 (752 amino acids)
Biological process (GO): lipid metabolic process
Molecular function (GO): triacylglycerol lipase activity
Source: RefSeq, a predicted model, not a curated record